Molecule: messenger RNA, 294 nt
Organism: Parascedosporium putredinis
Lineage: Eukaryota; Fungi; Ascomycota; Sordariomycetes; Microascales; Microascaceae
Source: the annotation of a GenBank genome assembly
AUGAGCCGCCCUUUCGCCAACGCCGCUGCUCGCCGCGUUCCGACCGUGUCCGAAGUCGUGGCGGGGGCCAGGGUGAACAUUGUGCUCAAGGCCGACCAGCCCACGGGCAGGACGGUAGCGGGGACGCCCCAGCGGAGGAGGCUCCGACCGCAGCAGCCGGAGAUGCGCAAGGUAUCCUGGACACUGUUCUGCGCUCGGAGAGUGGUGGACCAGGCCAGCGGUUGCGACGGGAAGGUGGCGGCUGGCGCGGCGAUGACGGGAACCAAGGGCCGCCGCGGCAGGAAGUCGGGCUAG